Molecule: messenger RNA, 2052 nt
Organism: Gadus morhua (Atlantic cod)
Lineage: Eukaryota; Metazoa; Chordata; Actinopteri; Gadiformes; Gadidae
Gene: dhrs13b.2
Product: dehydrogenase/reductase (SDR family) member 13b.2
Exons: 8
Coding region: 139-1446 (435 amino acids)
Source: RefSeq, a predicted model, not a curated record
GCGUUCCGAUUAAACGAAAGUGAAAACUCAGGAGUCAAAAUCUCCUAACGCUUCCGACUUGAACUUGAAUAUCUGGAGGGUCUUACGAGGGUUACGACGCUUUGCCUGAAUAUAGGAGUAUAACAUAGAUGAACUAACAUGGGUGUAUUUCUAAAACUAUUUAUUUGCAUGUAUUUGUUUGGAGUGAUCUGUUCUGAGGAGCAGGUCCCGUGGCUCGCUUGUACAUUCAUCGAUGAACGCGUGUUCCUUAACAAUGAGGGUCAACGCGAGACGGAGCUCCACCCCAGAGACGCUCUUCUGCAGUUCGGUCCAGCUGGCGGUCCACCUGUCAACCCCCACACAAUCACCUUCUUGAUUACUGCCUCCAGGGUGGACCUGCGCUCCUACAUAGUGGGGGGCAGUCCAGAACACCUCGAGUGUGAGAUCCGCAGGUACAGCAUGAGGGGGAUCCAGGGGCUCUGGCCCAGCAAGGGGGCCAUGCCUUAUGACCUCUGGUUCACCUGUACCGUCAAACAUCCAGAGGACUCCUUCACCUUCACCGGCUACCUCAGACACACACCAAGCCAGCCCCCCUCAUCAAUGGACGAUUUUGACAGCUUUCCUCCUAUUGGGGACAGAGAGUUGAUCACAGCCUCAGCCUCCAUGGUGCUGCACACACGCUCCGUAGUGUUGAAGGUGGCGCUGCGGUCCCAGCAGAAGCUCCAAUGUCGGUUCUCCGUGGACCACAAGGGGCCCAAGUUCAAAGUGGGGUGGCGCGCGCAGAUCAAAGGAGAUUGGGUGGAGCUGUACAGCCACGACAGCCACUCAGGAGUGACCCGGGGGUCGGGGGUCAAUCAAAAGGGGCUGUUGUCCACAGGUGACGCCACCCUGUCCAUCCCCUUCGUCAAGAUCUCCAGCGAGGGGAAGUACGUCUGCUCCGUGUCCGUGGGGCAGCUAGACGCCAGCCUCGACCUGGCACUGCAUGUCUACGAACCCCCCAGCGUGUCUCUAAACGUGGGCCCUGAGCUGGCCCUGCAAGCCGGCGCGGAGCAGAAGGUGGUGUGUGAGGCGGAGGGCUACUACCCUCUAGACGUGGAGAUGGAAUGGUACCAGGAGCCCCCCGGGGAGCCGAAAGACUACAGGGCCGGGGCCCCACUGCCCACCAAGCUCAACAACGUCCUGCUCUCCAGCCAUCGGCACAACCGCGAGGGCACCUACGCUCUCUCAGCCUUCUUCUACUACCGGGCGGCACUCCUGGACACAGGGCGGCGCUUCACCUGCAGGGUGAUGCACCGCUCCCUCAGGACCCCUGUCCGCAUAGGCUUCACCCUGCUGGUCCACGAGCCAACCAGUUGGAGUUUCUACCUGGCAGUGGUCUCAACGUUGGUCAUAUUUCUGAUCAUAUUCAGAAUGCUACACUACUUGUACACAGCCCGUCAAGAGUCGAGGAAGAGCAAACCCUAUUAACUGUUUCUACAUAGGUCCCCUGCGUGUGGAUCCCUGGCUGAGAGGGGUCCUCUUGGGCUGGGGGGUAGGGAUUGGGAUGGGGUCAGGGGUGGUAGAUAAGAGAACACUCUCUCGGGUACAAUUCAACUUUAUUUGGAUCAAUACUUCACAGGGGUUUGAUGAUUGUUUGUUCUCCAUGAACACAUAAGCUUACUUUGUGUAUGUGUGUUAUUUGGGGGGUUGGUAGAUGUCAGAGAGAGACAAUGGUGUGACUGUAGGAAGUUUUCUCAAUAAGAAGUUGACAAAAAGGUGUAUUUUACCUGAUAGGGAGAUGUUAUGUUCAUUCUGAAAAUGAUAAUGAAUUUGAUAUAUUUAUUAUUUUUGGAUUGUCAUUAUGACUAUAAUUUGUACAAUUUAUGUUUGAAAAUGUGUUUCAAUCACAUGCUUGAUAAACCAAAAGCAAUCCUCUAAUGAUGGAUCUAUUCGGCAACAAAGAUUAAGGCUGCAUCCGAAUACUCGUACUUGCAUACUAUAUAGUAUGCAUUUUGUAGUAUGCGAAAAAUCUAGCGCGUCCGAAUACUCCGUAUGCAUUCUGUAGUACGGAAGUCGUUUCCGAAUGCAUACUAC